Macroventuria anomochaeta is the source of this 1059-nucleotide messenger RNA. Its product is annotated as carbohydrate esterase family 5 protein. Lineage: Eukaryota; Fungi; Ascomycota; Dothideomycetes; Pleosporales; Didymellaceae. The record is from RefSeq and is a predicted model, not a curated record. The transcript has 2 exons. Gene Ontology annotation, molecular function: hydrolase activity. The coding region runs from base 123 to 1028 and encodes 301 amino acids.
CAGCGAGCAUUCCAUCAUUUGUCUUGCAUUUGCAGGUGUCUUUCCUUCGAGUCUUCCGCGGGCUUCCUCCUACCAGGUCGCUCCUUCCUUCGUCAAUCUCGCCUUCUCCACAAGCAAACACAAUGAUCACCCGGACCUUCGCCCUUGUCGGGCUGUAUGCCUCCACAGCGCUCGCCGUCUGCACCAAACUCGAGGACUGCCCACAGUACGAGACGCUCAAGACAAACGAUUGCCAGCAAUACCACCACUUCCUCCUCCGCGGCUCUACCUCGCCGUACCCUGGCCAUGUUAUUUCGACAGUGGCCAAGGUCUGCGACAAGUUCAACACCGAGAGCACACCCCAUGCCUGCGGAUAUGAGGACAUCGAGUACUCGGCGAUGAACGGCGGGGACAGGUGGUGCAAGAGUGCACACGAGGGCGCACUCAAUGGUGCGGCGCAGAUGCUCAACUACACAACGCGCUGCCCAGAUAGCCACCUCAUUCUGAUGGGCUUCAGUCAGGGCGGCAGUGUUGGCCUCGAUGUCUUGGGCGGUGGAGGAGGUGAGCUCUGGGGCUGCAUGCAGGAGAGCAACCCGGCUAUGGAUAUCUCAUCUACACCGGGGUCGAAGAUCGCAGCAGCCCUCAUGUACGGCCCCACGCGCCGCUCAGCGAACCAGACCUGGACUGUCGGCGGCGGCGAGGUUAGCGACGGCGGCGCGCCUCGAACCGCCGAGCAGAACGCAGGCCUAAAGCCAUACGCCGACGCCGGCAUCCUGCGCGAGUACUGCCAACCGCGCGACCCUAUCUGCGCGCCUCAUACCGAGAAUACUGAGAUGUCCUUCCACUUGGACUACUUCGACAAGUACAGCGACGAGGCCUCGGCUUGGGUCGCGGACCUCGCAAAGAAGGCCGCCAACAAGAGCACAAGUAACGACGAGAACCAGAACGAUGGAGAUCAGACAAGUGCAGGCGGCAUGCUGAAGGCUGGCAUCAAGCACCCCGUUGGCAACUUCAUCAUUGGUUUUGCCGCGCUGGUUGGGCUAUUGUGAGUGCUUUCCAUCUUCUAGGAGAAGCCAGCAG